AUGCGCUACAUCAUAAGGGGCGACCAACAGGUGAUGCUUGCGAAGGCGCAUGAGAAGUAUGGACCUUUUGUACGAAUUGCACACGAUGAAGUUAGCAUAUGUCACGAAAAUGCCGUGAAGUCGUUGUUGAUCACACCACUACACAAGGGUACAUGGUACAAGAUUUUCGUGUUGCCCGACUACAGGACACCGGCGCCACUCGGAUUCAGGGACCCAAAAGAAAAGCUCAGACUUAACACGCAUUUCAGACAAGGGUACGACGCCAAAUAUGUCAUUCGCUCGGAGUCUUUCAUGGACGAGGUACUCGUCAAGAUGUUCGCUUGGCUAGACAAGGCAGCGGAGGAGAAGACUUCCCUGAAACUGGGCGAACACUUCUCAUAUGCCGCCUAUGAUAUCACAGGCGAGGUCACAUUCUCCAAGUCUUUUGGGUUCACCGAAAAGGGCGAAGACAUAGGAGGAGCAAUCGCGGUUAACGAAGCCAUGGAGUUGUUCUUCGUUCUCUUUGGCUACAUCCGCUACGUCAGUUACAUCUUCUGCAACCCGCUGACGACCUGGCUCGGUGUCUUGCCGCUUGGCUAUAUGGGAGACUUGGCCAAGAGCGCUCUGGCGGAGCGGAAGAAGAACCCAGAUGCGCGAUUUGACAUUGCUGCUCAUUGGUUCCGCGCUUUGGAGAACAACGGCCCGUCCAAGAUUUGGAACGAUGGUAUGAUUGUUGCUUCUGCCAUAUCGAAUCUCGGCGCUGGGUCGGACACUGUGUCUUGUGCCAUGCAGAGCUUUGUGUACCAUCUCAUCCGCCACUCUACCGCAUGGCAACGCAUUAGAGAGGAGAUUGAGGCUGCACAGAAGGAGGGUCGAUGCAUGGACCAUAUAAUCACUUACGAUGACGCAGUAAAGCUCCCAUUCUUGCAAGCAAAUAUCAAGGAGGCUCUCAGAAUAUUCGCCCCCGUACCGAUGGGCUUGCCACGUGUCGCCCCUAAAGAGGGCGUACAAUUCGAUGACACCGUCUUUCCCGAAGGCACCGUACUCUCGUGCAACCCAUACGUGCUUCACACUUCUAAAAGCCUCUGGGGGCCGGAUGCUGCCGAGUUCAACCCGGAUCGCUGGCUCGGACCCAACGCAGCGAGCCUAGAGAAACUGUUCUGUCCGUGGGGAGCUGGAUGGGCCUCGUGUCCAGGAAGAUCAGUGAUACUAAAUGGCAAUUCCAAGGCAACCCUAGUGAGAGACUAUAAUUUCAAGCAGGUGGAUCCAAAGGAGGAAUGGGAGUACAAAGCUUAUUUCACUGUCGUUCCUCACGGGUGGCCUGUUCACGUGAACAGGAAUGAUUCUUCGAGUAUCUAA
Molecule: messenger RNA, 1338 nt
Organism: Diaporthe batatas
Lineage: Eukaryota; Fungi; Ascomycota; Sordariomycetes; Diaporthales; Diaporthaceae
Exons: 6
Coding region: 1-1338 (445 amino acids)
Molecular function (GO): heme binding; iron ion binding; monooxygenase activity
Source: RefSeq, a predicted model, not a curated record